GCUCAUUGGUCUGUUCAAAAUAUGAUUCCGUUCGCAGAGCUCUCACUGAAAACACUGGUCGAAUUCUAUGCAAAUACGGCGCAUUACCAUGAAAUCGUCGAAUCCACAAUUCUUGUUGAUAUUGUACGAUGUUUGAGCGAACCAAUGGAGUUGAAGUAUGAGUGUCCGUCGCAAACCACUUGGAAGGCCGCAUGUUCUGCGUUCAUCACGAUUGUUCGUUUAGGAAUACCGAUUGCAAGACAACAAGGUGACUGGCUGAUCAUUUCAUUUAAUUUGAAUUCACUUUUCAAUCCAUUCCUAUGA
Molecule: messenger RNA, 303 nt
Organism: Anisakis simplex (herring worm)
Lineage: Eukaryota; Metazoa; Nematoda; Chromadorea; Rhabditida; Anisakidae
Source: the annotation of a GenBank genome assembly